AUGGCUUGCACUGAAGAGGAAAAUAUGACUCAGAUUUCAGAAUUUAUCCUUUUGGGUUUUGGGGAUCUUCAUGCUUUUCAGUUUCUUCUUUUUGUGAUAUUUCUGGUCAUCUAUGUGGUGACCCUAAUGGGCAACAUUGUGAUCAUAUUCGUGGUGUCAGUUGACCGCUCCCUUCACACUCCCAUGUAUUUCUUUCUUGGCCACUUCUCUUUCCUAGAGAUUGGCUACACCACUACUAUUGAGCCCCUGAUGCUGUGGACACUACUAUCAACUCAUGUGUCUAUUUCCUUACCAGGUUGUGCUUGCCAGUUAUAUUUUUUUGCUUCUCUGGUGGCUACUGAAUGCUUCUUUCUGGCUGUAAUGUCCUAUGAUCGCUAUGUAGCCAUCUGUAACCCAUUGCACUAUUCCAGCAUCAUGAGCCCUUGGGAUUGCUUACAACUAGCAGGUGCCUCUUGGGUGGCUGGAUUUCUAGCACCCAUCCUUCUCAUAGUUCUUAUAUUCCGGUUAACAUUCUGUGCUGCCAAUGAGAUUGAUCACUUCUUCUGUGAUUUGAAGCCCAUAAUGAAGCUGGCCUGCACCGACACUCAAGUAGCUGAGAUGACUUCUUUCAUAUGUACCUCAUUAUUUGCCCUUGGUCCCUUUCUGUUAACCCUGACAUCAUAUGCUCACAUCAUCUCCACCAUUCUAAGGAUUCCUUCUACCACAGGGAAGCAGCGGGCCUUCUCCACUUGUUCCUCUCAUCUUAUAGUGGUCAGUCUGUACUAUGGGACGCUGGGUAUUGUCUAUGGUUUACCAUCAGGACCUCAAUAUGAACACUUACUGAAAUUGCUUUCCCUUCUGUAUACAGUGCUCACCCCUGCCCUCAACCCUAUCAUUUACACCUUAAGAAACAAAGAUGUGAAUGUAGCUCUGAGAAAAUUGGUACAGUAA
Molecule: messenger RNA, 930 nt
Organism: Erinaceus europaeus (western European hedgehog)
Lineage: Eukaryota; Metazoa; Chordata; Mammalia; Eulipotyphla; Erinaceidae
Product: olfactory receptor 10A4-like
Exons: 1
Coding region: 1-930 (309 amino acids)
Biological process (GO): G protein-coupled receptor signaling pathway
Cellular component (GO): membrane
Molecular function (GO): olfactory receptor activity; G protein-coupled receptor activity
Source: RefSeq, a predicted model, not a curated record